This is a messenger RNA of Sinocyclocheilus grahami, 1001 nucleotides long. RefSeq names its product ribonuclease P protein subunit p30-like. Gene Ontology annotation, molecular function: RNA binding. Bases 22 to 747 code for a protein of 241 amino acids. Gene Ontology annotation, cellular component: nucleolar ribonuclease P complex. The transcript is spliced from 11 exons. Gene Ontology annotation, biological process: tRNA processing. NCBI's taxonomy places the organism in Eukaryota, Metazoa, Chordata, Actinopteri, Cypriniformes, Cyprinidae. The record is from RefSeq and is a predicted model, not a curated record.
GUCGUGUAGGGACUGUAAGGCAUGUCUGAAAUUGGCUACUCAACAGUCGCAAUAAACUAUGUGGUUGAACCACAACAGAAGAAGCAGGAAAUUCCUAAGCCACAGAAUGUGUCCGACAUAUUUGAUAAAUUCCCAGUAGUACAGGGCAAAUCUUCUCCCGUCAAAGUACUGAAUCGAUUGACCAUCAUAGCCUCUGAUGCUUCUCAUUUUAGACCAACCAAUGAAUACAAAAGCUUUGACCUUGUGGCAGUAUAUCCCAAGACAGAAAAACUCUUUCAUGCAGCCUGCAUGACUUUUGAUGUGGACAUUAUCUGCAUUGCAGUGGCUGAAAAACAGCCCUUCCAUUUUAAAAGGGCUCCAGUUAAUGGGGCUAUUGACAGGGGAGUUUUCUUUGAGACAUGUUAUGCGGCAGCCAUCAGAGACACGACUAUGAGGAGAUACACCAUUGCCAAUGCCAUCAGCCUCAUGGAAGUCUGUAAAGGAAAAAAUAUCAUAGUGUCCAGUGGAGCAGAAAGACCUCUUGAGUUGAGGGGCCCAUAUGACAUUGCCAAUUUAGGGCUUUUGUUCAGCCUGUCUGAGGGAGAUGCCAAAGCUGCCGUUUCUACUAAUUGUCGAUCUGUCUUGCUUCAUGGAGAGACGAGAGCCACUGCAUCUGGUGUUGUUUACACCAUGAAGAAACCAAAAACUCCCCAGAAGCAAGAAGAAGAAUCUCCAAUAUCUAAAAAGGCCAAAACUGAAUUAGCAUAGCCAGUAUUCCAGCAUUCAUGUGUUACGUUUUUUAUUUUUUCAAAAUGAAGGUUAAUAUUCCCAGAAUCCCUUUUCCUCAGUCUUGCAAUCCACUUUGAAUAAAAUAAUACAGAUAUUUUAAAAUUACAUUUAUUUAGUCGAGCUUUAAAGGAAUUGCAAGCAAAAUUUACAGAUGCAUGUACAGAUAAUAAACGGAUAGUAUAAAAUUGCUCAUCUCACAAGUGCAUUCUGUAAUAAAUUACCAUUUAGAAUAU